AUGACGUCCUUCCCGCCCCCUGGAUUCGAAAACAUUAGCCGCGCAUCGGCAAUCCUCUUCGACAAUUUCGAUGCUGACGAGGUGUUCAUUGGCCCUGGUCUGUCGGCCGAGGAGUACGAGGCCUCCCUCCAGAAGCUGUGCACAUUCGGCACCGUCCAGGAUUUCUGGAAGUGCUACAACAAUCUGCCACCCAUCGAGAAGCUGCGCUUCAAGUCGAGCUUCCACCUCAUGAAGUCGGGCAUUUCGCCCCUGUGGGAGGAUCCCAAGAACGCCAACGGCGGUUUCUGGGCCAUGCGAGAAGUCAUUCUGGCGCUCAUCGGCGAGCAGUUCGAGGGCUCGCUGGGCGAGGGCGACGAAAUCUGCGGCCUCACGGUGAGCAUCAGGCAGCACGACGACAUCAUCCGCAUUUGGAACACCAACGCCAGCGCCAACUCAUCGGGUCUCCUCGGCCGACUCAAGGAGAUCAUCCCCAAGGCCGAGCUGCGCAGCCCCUUCUACAAGGCCAACCGGGAGCACACAGACUUCAACAAGGAUUUCCACGACGCCAAGAGGGACACCAACUAG
Molecule: messenger RNA, 564 nt
Organism: Acanthamoeba castellanii str. Neff
Lineage: Eukaryota; Discosea; Longamoebia; Acanthamoebidae
Product: eukaryotic initiation factor 4E protein, putative
Exons: 5
Coding region: 1-564 (187 amino acids)
Biological process (GO): translational initiation
Cellular component (GO): eukaryotic translation initiation factor 4F complex
Molecular function (GO): translation initiation factor activity; RNA 7-methylguanosine cap binding
Source: RefSeq, a predicted model, not a curated record